AUGGCAACCACGACACCUGAAAAGUUGCUGGUAGUGACUUGUGAGAGCACUGAAAAGUCUACCAACGGGCUGAGCACCAUGGGCGAGAGUCAUUUGGAAGCUGAUAUGUAUUUCCUGAAGCGCGAAACGCUGUAUGAGGCGGAAAAGCCUUACGGAAUGCGAUAUUACGCUGACGGAGUUGCUCAAUCCAACAUAUGUCGCGAGAAGCACAAAAUUACCCUGAAUGACAUCCGCAAGCUUGAGGAGCCGCCGUCGGUGGGCGUGCAAGGCUUUAGCGUCAUGCCAUUGGAAUCGAGAAUGACCUAUGAAGACUUCAAUGACUAUACCAAGAUUAAAUCUGUCUAUCAUGAAGACCUCAUCUCGGCCUUGAAGAAGAAGUUGGGUGCCAAGCAUGUCUUUGUUAUGGAUAACGCGGUUCGCCGUCGCGAAGCGCACUUUCCGGUCUCUCAAGGAAAAAAUUAUGAUUGGGAUCAACCAACAGCUAUGUGUCACAUUGACUUCACCCACGAUGAAGCUGUUCGCAUGUUGACAACUCUCUACGGCAAGCAAGCAUCUGAAAUUCUGACUUCCCGUUGGCAGGUCAUUAAUGUGUGGAAGCCUCUGCGUGGCCCAGUACGAGACUGGCCUUUGGGAAUUGUUGAUUCUAGAACUGUUGAUUUCGAAACCGACACCGUCCCUUCGGAUGUUGUCUUUCCAACAUGGGUUACGGAGAACAUGCAAGUCAUGUAUAGUCCAAGCUAUCGAUGGUACUACUUGUCCGACCAGAUGCCAAACGAGGCUACCAUAUUCAAGAGUGCUGAUUCUGACGCGUCACAACCGAGUGCAUGCCCCCAUGCAGGAUUCAACAGCCCUAACACCCAAGCUGGGGAUCCGGCUCGAGAAAGUAUUGACUGCCGCGCAUUUGUGCUCUACGCAGAUCUAAAAGAGUAUCCUCAGGAGGUGGGAAAGCUCUUUGAAGGGAUCCAUGGUCAUAUGGUAUGA
Messenger RNA from Fonsecaea pedrosoi CBS 271.37, 981 nucleotides. RefSeq lists its product as uncharacterized. Gene Ontology annotation, molecular function: oxidoreductase activity. The transcript is spliced from 5 exons. Bases 1 to 981 code for a protein of 326 amino acids. NCBI's taxonomy places the organism in Eukaryota, Fungi, Ascomycota, Eurotiomycetes, Chaetothyriales, Herpotrichiellaceae. The record is from RefSeq and is a predicted model, not a curated record.